CUUCACUUGGUCCUGGUUAUGGUUAUGGUGCGUUUACUUUCUAUAGAGAAAUAUGCGAAAGCGUGUCAUUGGUUUGAUUUUCAUUGUGGAGAAAUGUUUCAGAGCAGCUACGGAAGAGAUUACUACUAUCGUGGCUGCGCGUUCAUGCACUAAGUAACUAGGUUUUACAUUGAUCAACCGUGCUGGAGUCAAAAUGCAGGACCAGCGGCGGUUUAUCAGCGCUUCCACGGCCAAAAUUUUGGUGGGUGGGUGCGGUGCGUCGCUGAUGGCCUUUCAGCUCCUGGGCGUCAUGGUGCUUGUCAACACGUUUCUCUAUGUCGACUCGCAGGAAUUGCAGACUGCGGUAAAAAUGUGGAUAGGAUUUACACAUGUUGUGAUUUUUGCAUUCAUAUAAGUACAUGCAUCGUCAGCGUCAAUGCAUCUUAGAAUUAUACCACCGAUGUCACUCAGAAUGAGAAUUAAGUACGACCGUCACCUCAACACAUGGAAGAAGUGCUUCAUACUCGCAUCAAAGGUUGACUACAUGGAGGCAAAUGGAAAUAUAUGAUGCCGCCCAACAAGGGCACACAGCAGCCCGAUCCACGCGGAAUGGGGCCACUCCGCAGCCUAGAUAAAUUGUCGCGUUCAGAAACUUAACUGCUUGCCAGCGUUUACUGACCUUCUUAAUAACCGAUGACUGCUACGGGAAAGAUGCGAUAUGAAGAUCAUAUUUACGCGAAACAUUUCGCAGGUAGACGCGAUGAUUGCAAGCGGUGGGCCAUCAGGAAAGUAGUAGGAAAAGGCGAUGAUUAAGUACGCUUACGCGGCGAUGAAGUUUAGGAUUACGCUUACGAAUAUGCUGGGUGUUGAAGCUCUUUGCGUAUAAUAAUGUGUGCUGAAACUACUUUCAAGGAGCAAAUUUUACCCCGAUAGUUGUAUCGGGUGCUGAACCAGUACCAGGAAGCCGGCUUUUGUUGAAGAGUGGCCUUUCCGCGAUUUUCCAUCCCAUGUUUUUCGGCAGAAGAGAAGUUAUAGUCACGAGAGGCUGGGUCGCGUUUUUGUUAUGCACAGAAAGAGAAAAUAACUGAAAGGGACAAGAAAUUCGAUUGGGACAGCACGGGCAUAAAGCUCGUUGUUCUUUCGAUCGCUCUUUUGACAAUGUUGAUUUCGAUUGAAUUGGAUCUGUGCUGCUGGGUUAGAAGACUUGUUUUCUGCGAUGACCUGACUGGGAGAUACCAGAUUUGGACGAUCUGAGACCCUGUUUCGUGCAGAGUGAAGCGGACAAACGACUGCUUACAUUACAGGAGGACAACGAACGAAAACUGAGAACAGAGGG
This is a messenger RNA of Amoebophrya sp. A120, 1315 nucleotides long. The record is from the annotation of a GenBank genome assembly. Lineage: Eukaryota; Dinophyceae; Syndiniales; Amoebophryaceae.